Molecule: messenger RNA, 2285 nt
Organism: Tarenaya hassleriana
Lineage: Eukaryota; Viridiplantae; Streptophyta; Magnoliopsida; Brassicales; Cleomaceae
Product: scarecrow-like protein 22
Exons: 2
Coding region: 280-2124 (614 amino acids)
Biological process (GO): regulation of DNA-templated transcription
Cellular component (GO): nucleus
Molecular function (GO): DNA-binding transcription factor activity; sequence-specific DNA binding
Source: RefSeq, a predicted model, not a curated record
AGAGAUGAGAGAGAGAGGCCACUUUUACCACUUUUAUAUGUUGCACGCAUCCAUAUAACAGCACAGGGAAAUACAAAAGGAAGGAAAGAGAUUAUUAUUGAGGAAAAGUGGGCGCCAAUUACAAGUUUUGAGCUCUGCAUGUGUUCUUCUUCUUCCGUACACAAUCUCUCUCUCUCUCUCUCUCCUCUUUUGUUAUCUUCUUUGUUCUGAGAUCUAGGGUUUCUUGGAUUUUCACUGUUUCCUUUUGCUCUGAUCGCUAACUCCUCAGACACGAAGGCCAUGCCCCUACCCUUUGAACAAUUUCAAGGGAACGGGGUCCUGGGUUUGUCUUCUCUCUGCUCAGAUUCUCCCUUUCAAGACAAAAUCUGGGCAACUUCCGAGGAAAUCUCUGAUGAUUUCUUCCAUCUGGUCGGAAAUAAUGGCGGUUUCCCUGAGCCGACCUCUGUCCUCGACGCUCUGAGAAGCCCGAGUCCUCUCGCUUCCUCCACCACGACCACGCUGUCUUCCUCCCACGGCGGCGCUGCCGCCGCCUCCGUCGCCGAUGAGAAAUGUGGGCAGAUAUGCUUGGAGGAUCUCGACGGAGUUCUCUCUGGCUCGCCGGUUCAAGAACAGAGCAUCCUCAGGCUAAUCAUGGGUGAUGUCGGAGACCCGGGUCCGGGGUUCGGGGCUUUGGAUCCGGGUUUCGGGUUCGGGUCUGGGUCCGGGUCGGUGAUUGACGGUCUCAAUCCUCUGUUUACUUGUGGUUUACCGCUUCAAGCUGCGUUUCAAGACCAACCCAUUGUUCCCUUUGAAGAAAAGCUUCAGAUUACGAAUCCUGAAGCUGUAAUAAACCAAAAUCCGACUCUUUUCUUUCCGGUUUCGAGCUCUCCGUCGUCUCCGCCGGCCAAGCGGCUCAAUUUGGGUCAAAACGGGUCUCAACCCGAUUUUCACCAGAGCCAGAAGGAUUUUCCGUUCUCGGAUCCGGGUCACGACCCGUUUCUGAGUCUCCGGCAGCAACCGCCACCGAGGCUGGCUGGUGACGGCCAGUCUGCAGUGAUCGAACAGCUGUUCAACGCGGCGGAGCUGAUCGGAACCGGCGGCGACUCCGUUCUCGCGCAAGGGAUAUUGGCGCGGCUCAAUCACCACAUCAACAACACUGUUAGUGACAGGAAGACUCCGUUUCAGAGAGCGGCUUUGUACAUCACCGAAGCUCUUCAGUCACUCGUCCUCUCCGGCUCCGCCUUUUCUUCUUCCCAGAAUCUGAUUCUGAAAAUCGCCUCUUACAGGGCCUUCUCAGAAGCCUCUCCGUUUCUCCAAUUCGUCAACUUCACGGCUAAUCAGGCGAUUAUCGAUUCUUUGGAAGGGUUUGAUCGAAUCCACAUAAUUGAUUUCGAUGUCGGAUUCGGUAGCCAAUGGGCUUCUCUGAUGCAAGAGCUCGUCGGAAGAAACAGGACACCUCUGCCGUUGAAAAUAACGGCGUUUGCCUCUCCGUCCACCGUCUCCGACGAAUUCGAGCUCCGUUUCGCCGAGGAGAGCCUUAAAAGCUUCGCCGGAGAAGUCAAGAUUCCGUUCGAGAUCCAACUCCUGGGUCUCGAUCUGCUUCUGAACCCAGCUUUCUGGCCUCUGUCUCUUCGCUCGUCGGAUAAAGAAGCCAUCGCCGUUAACCUACCCAUCAGCUCCGUUAUCUCAGGCUACCUCCCGUUAAUCCUCCGUUUCCUCCGGCAGAUCUCACCAAACGUCGUCGUUUGCUCCGACAGAGGCUGCGACCGCAACGACGCGCCGUUUCCAAACGCCGUGAUCCACGCGCUUCAGUACUUCACCUCUCUCCUAGAGUCCCUGGACGCGGCGAACCCAAGCCCCGACGCGGCGGCGAGCAUCGAGAGGAUCUGGCUGCAGCCGUCGAUGCAGAGGCUGCUGGUGAAUCGCCACCGAUGGAUGGAGAGAUCGCCGCCGUGGAGGAGCCUCUUGGGACAAUGUGGGUUCACGGGGGCGAGUGUGAGCCACGCGGCGGAGGCGCAGGCGGAGUGUCUGGUUCAGAGAAGCGGCGUGAGAGGGUUCCACGUGGAGAAGAGGCAGUCUUCGUCUUCUCUCGUCUUGUGUUGGGAAAGGAAAGAGCUUGUCUCCGUCUCUGCAUGGAGAUGUUGAAACAAAGUAUAUCGUCGUCGUAUGUUUCAUGUGUUGUGUCGUGAUCCUUUUUUUUUUUUAAUUUAAAUCUUAUCCGUUGAUUAUGGUAAGUUAUUAUUCCAUGUCUUCCCAGUUUAUCUUGUGAUCAAAAAAGACAUUAUAUAAAAUCUGCUUUUGUUAGA